AUGAUUACAAAACGAACAGCUGAUUUGCCUUUAAUCUGUCUUGUAUGUGGUGGUGUUGCACGUGGAAUCAAUUAUGAUGUCAUGACAUGUAUGCCUUGUAAAGUAUUUUUUCGACGGCAUAUACUAAAAUCAGACAUUAAUCUUCGAUGCCAAUUUAACAAUAAUUGUAAAAUAACACAAAAGACAAGAAGUAUUUGUUCAGCUUGUCGUUUAAAGAAAUGCUUUGCACUUGGUAUGAAUUUACAAUUAAUACGUCAUUGGUCUUAUAAUAAACUUAAAUCAAAACAUAAUCAACUUGUGAAAAAUAAAAUUGAAAAUGAAAGUCAAUUGCCAAAGGUUUGUUGAUUAAAAUAUUAUGAAUAAUAGAAAAGUAAUUAGAUAAAAUAUUCUUUACCUUUCAGCCUGUUAAGGCCCUCCCCGCCCACCGCCCCUCACCCCCCCCCCACCACCCCCCCCCCGACCCCCAACCCCCACCCCAUCACCGCCCCCCG
Molecule: messenger RNA, 491 nt
Organism: Rotaria sp. Silwood2
Lineage: Eukaryota; Metazoa; Rotifera; Eurotatoria; Philodinida; Philodinidae
Source: the annotation of a GenBank genome assembly